Sander lucioperca (pikeperch) is the source of this 1635-nucleotide messenger RNA. RefSeq names its product matrix metallopeptidase 23bb (gene mmp23bb). Gene Ontology annotation, cellular component: extracellular matrix. The record is from RefSeq and is a predicted model, not a curated record. Gene Ontology annotation, molecular function: zinc ion binding; metalloendopeptidase activity. The transcript has 8 exons. Lineage: Eukaryota; Metazoa; Chordata; Actinopteri; Perciformes; Percidae. The coding region runs from base 464 to 1531 and encodes 355 amino acids. Gene Ontology annotation, biological process: extracellular matrix organization; proteolysis; collagen catabolic process.
CUGCAGCAGCGAGCGGACCGGGAACUUCCUUCUUCAGUUUGUUCUAGAGCCGAGCACGGACCGGGACCAGAGACAGAGAAAGAGAGUGACAGACAGAGAGAGAGACAGAGAGACAGAGAGACAGGUCGGGGUUUUGUGCGUCUCGGAUCCGGACGCGCUGCUGCGUUGACCCGUUUCUACCCGCAACCGGGUCGCUUCUCCGGGUCGCUUCUCCCGCCGGGUGGGUCGGUGCUUCUGGACCCGGGACUCUGAAGUCUCUGGGUCAGUCUGGGUUUAUUCUCUGGAUUCUCUGUACUUCCAUCUGGACACGUUUCUCCCAAGGACACACACACACACACACACACACACACACACACACACACACACACACACACACACACACACACACACUGACUGAUUGAUUGGUUUGCGGAUUGUCGGAUUUGCGGGUCAUGUGUCGGACUUUGUGAGUCCAGUUGUGACCAUGGAGUCUCCUCUGCUGCUGCUGCUGAUGAUGAUGAUGAAGAUGAUGAUGAAGGAGAGCGGAGCUGCUGUCACACCGCAGACGGAGACGUUCAGAGGAACCAGAAUCAGACGUUACGCCAUCAACCCCGUGGGACACAAGUGGACUCACCACAACAUCACAUACAGGAUCAUACAGUUCCCUAACACUCUGAAUGUGGAGGAUACCAGGAAAGCCAUCAGCAUCGCCUUCACCAAGUGGAGCGACGUGUCUCCGCUCAGCUUCACCGAGGUUACCGACGGCAACGCUACCACUGACAUCACCAUCGGUUUCUACACCUUUAACCACACUGACUGCUGGGCGUCUCCUCUCCACCCGUGUUUCGACGGUCUGAACGGCGAGCUGGCUCACGCCUUCCUGCCGCCGCGAGGAGAAAUCCACUUUGACAACCACGAGUUCUGGAUCCUCGGCAAGUCCCGCUUCAGCUGGAAACAAGGCGUGUGGCUCAACGACCUGGUGCAGGUGGCGGCCCAUGAGAUCGGUCACGCUCUCGGCCUGUGGCACUCCAGAGACCCCCAGGCUCUGAUGCAUCCCAACGCCACCUACACGGGCCAGAGGAACAUCGCCCAGGACGACGUGUGGGGCAUCCAGAGGCUCUACGGCUGUCUGGAUAAGAAGAGAGUGUGUGAUGCGUGGGCUCGUCUCGGUCUGUGUGAGCGCAGGAAGACCUUCAUGAAGAAGAACUGUCCUCGCCGCUGUGACCUCUGCUACGAGCCUCUAGAGGCGGUUGCCACGCCAACGCCACCUCCAGCCAACGUGAAGAUCAAGAUGGUUCCUCGGGGGAAGGUGGUCGGUUUCCGCUGCGGAGCCAAAACCCCCCGCUCACCUAAAGUCAGCUGGUAUAAGGACGGCGAGCGGAUCCUGUCCUCCGUCCCCGGAUACAUCGUCCUGAAGGACCGAGACCUCCGCAUCGUGGCCAACGAAUUCAACGAGGGCGUCUACACCUGCCGCAUCCAUCGCCGCGGAGACACCGCGUACGCUAACUCCUGGUCCAUCCGCCUGAAGCCAGAGACGCCGUCCAACAGCUGAGGAUGCUGGGACACAGGACACAGGACACAGGACACAGGACACCAAGACACAGGACGUAGGACGCAGGACACAGAGGAGACAGGGACACAGGACACAGGACGUAG